Magnolia sinica is the source of this 945-nucleotide messenger RNA. Its product is annotated as fatty-acid-binding protein 3, chloroplastic. NCBI's taxonomy places the organism in Eukaryota, Viridiplantae, Streptophyta, Magnoliopsida, Magnoliales, Magnoliaceae. Gene Ontology annotation, cellular component: chloroplast stroma. The transcript is spliced from 5 exons. Gene Ontology annotation, biological process: fatty acid metabolic process. Gene Ontology annotation, molecular function: intramolecular lyase activity; fatty acid binding. Bases 63 to 869 code for a protein of 268 amino acids. The record is from RefSeq and is a predicted model, not a curated record.
CUAUUUCCCCGGGACGAAAAAAAGUGCGAAUCUGAGAGAGAGGGAGAGUGAGAGAUUGGGAAAUGGCUGGGGCUAUUGCUACUUCAAUUUCUCUAUUCUCGCCAAUCGCCGCUAAAAUAAAGGGCAAAGACUACUCUUCUUCUCCUUCUUUUGGGAUUUACCAAAUUAACCCCACAUCCACAUUACCUAUUUUGACUUCCAAUCACAGAUUUCGGGCCCCAAUUCCCAAAGCUUCAGUUGGAAGUGCAAACUUUGUCUUGGAGCCCUCGACCAAUGUGAAAUUUCAGACACUGUUGAGUGUGCCUGGAUGCUUGGAUCCAUUAGUUCUGCUUGGCACAGGUUACAGGGAGAAGGUUUUUGCUAUCAUUGGUGUAAAAGUCUAUGCCGCUGGGUUGUAUGUAAAUAAUUCUAUAAUAGAAAAUUUGAAUGCAUGGAAGAGAAAAUCAGCUGCUGAAAUUGAAAAGGAUUCCGCUCUGUUUAGUGCUGUUUAUGAAGCAUCUUCAGAGAAAUCGUUGCAGAUUGUUCUGGUCAGGGAUGUCGAUGGUAAGACUUUCUGGGAUGCAUUAGAUGAUGCCAUCUCACCAAGGAUCAAAGCACCCACCCCUGUUGAUGAAUCUGCGCUCUCCACAUUUCGUAGCACCUUUCAAGGACGCCCUCUUAAGCAAGGGACUCUCAUAUUCUUGACUUGGGUGGAGCCAUCCAAGAUGCUAAUUUCAAUCUCAUCAGAUGGGAUGCCAUCAACUGUGGAUGCCACAAUCGAUUCCACAAACGUUUCUUCAGCUCUUUUCAAUGUUUUUUUUGGAGAUGCUCCUGUUUCUCCUCUCUUGAAAACCUCAGUUGCUAAUGGGCUGGCAAUGUUGAUCAAGUAGAUGUAAAUGGUAAUUAUAUAUUUUGUUCAGAAAAUAACUAUAUAUUUGAUCAAUGGAGGUGUCUAUUGUUGCCCUU